AUGCAAGGCCUUCAACAAACCCCGCAGAAGGAAGGAGCAAGAUCUUCAGACCUCGUCAUUCGCAGAUCAAAGGAGACUCCAUUGAAGUCCGUCAAAGAGCAUGCAAGAAAGUCUAGCAAGAUUGCGAAGAAAAGCCUCAGUUCUGCGUUUUCGUCCGUGUCCAAAGACGUCUCGAUCCGAUUAACUGAGGAACCAAUCGAUUCCUAUCGGAUUUCUGACGUUUUUGAUGGUAAUCACCAGGUCGGAGAAUCGACAGAGAGUUUCACGCCGGCGUCGACUCCAAUUCUUCCAUCUUCAUCAGUGGCGUCCACUUCGAAUAUUUCCACCUGCAAUGGAUCGGGAGAAUCAGAGGAUUCUAAGAUUGGUUCUGUGGAGGCAGAGUUAGUGGUGAAUCACCUGAGACAAGCUCGAUCGCAAGUCUGGAAUUCAUCGGACGCGGAUAUCGGAUCUAAGAAGCUUCUUGAUGCGUUGAUCAAGAUUGUAAUAGAGGAGCUCAAUGCUUCGCCUGAAGAAAGAGACUGGUUUGCUGAACUUGUCACGGCAAAGGCUCGAAUAGCAUUUCUGCUUUUAGUGCUGUGGUUCCUCUGCAUUUUGUUAGCCUUCUCGUUCACUUCAGGCGUUCGAAGGUCAUUCGACGGUCCACUACCAACGUGAAGUAUAAGCCGUCGAUCGUUCAUCCACGGGUUGUGCGGCCCGUAGGCGGGACUUAAUUUGGUCGACCCUCCAGAUAAGUCAAUAUGUUCUACAUUACCUCAGUCCAGCCAAACUGCAUACUUUCCUAGGCGCGAAACUGAAUGCUACCUCGUCAAACUGGCCCUCUCAACCCAGUGAACUGGGGAGCUGCUUCCUCUCUGCGCACAGUUUGACGGUACCCACACACUAUUUAAGAUAUGUGAUUGUACUCUAUUUUGUAUAUAGUAACGGUACUGUGCUCUGUAUUCUUUAUCUAUAUUUGUCUGUAAUCAUUUCUCAGGAAUCUGAUACUAUAUAUAUACAUAUAUACUCUUUUACUGUUUUCA
This is a messenger RNA of Malania oleifera, 1019 nucleotides long. RefSeq names its product protein SINE3. NCBI's taxonomy places the organism in Eukaryota, Viridiplantae, Streptophyta, Magnoliopsida, Santalales, Ximeniaceae. The record is from RefSeq and is a predicted model, not a curated record. Bases 1 to 654 code for a protein of 217 amino acids. The transcript has 4 exons.